Messenger RNA from Helobdella robusta, 552 nucleotides. RefSeq lists its product as hypothetical. The record is from RefSeq and is a predicted model, not a curated record. Bases 1 to 552 code for a protein of 183 amino acids. Lineage: Eukaryota; Metazoa; Annelida; Clitellata; Rhynchobdellida; Glossiphoniidae. The transcript has 6 exons. Gene Ontology annotation, biological process: tRNA splicing, via endonucleolytic cleavage and ligation. Gene Ontology annotation, molecular function: tRNA 2'-phosphotransferase activity.
AUGAUCAGUUUGUGUCAGAUAAUACAUAACAGUAAGAACACAGAUCUCAUAAAAAUCUCCAAAAGGUUAUCCUGGUUACUGCGGCAUGGAGCUCACAAGUCAGGUGUACUCAUGACAACUGAUGGUUAUGUCUAUAUUGAUGAAAUAUUGGCACUUGAAUCUUUCAAAAAUGUCAAGUUGGACCAAAUAAAAGAAAUUGUCGAUACAAAUGAGAAAAAAAGAUUUGUAUUGAACAAAGACUGUGAGGGAAAAUUAAAAAUUAAGGCAUGUCAAGGUCACUCAAUUGAGGUUCCUGAUUUAGAACUGACCCCGAUAACAAAAAGUAGUGAUGUACCAGUAGUUUUGCAUGGAACAACUAAACAAGCCUGGCAGUCUAUAAAAGAUGAGGUAGGGUAUAGGGGAUCUUCAAACGUUCUCAUAAGCAUUGAUUUAGAUAAGGCUUUGAAAGAUGGUUUGCAAUUUUUUAGAACCCCUAAUAACGUAAUCUUGAGCCCUGGAAACGAAAAAGGCUAUAUUUCUCCAUCCUACUUUAAAUUUGUUAACUUCAUUUGA